UCUAGCAGAUCAGUGCGCUCUUUCUUCAAUCAUAAUCAUCAUCAACAUCAUCACCAUCAUCAUCUUUCGACAUCAUAGAUCGCUCUCUUUCAUCGCACGACAACCGUUUCUCUCUCCUCUUCUUCCUCUAAUUCUUGCAUUCAUUCUUAGCUCCUUCACUCAAUCAUCAGUGAAUUUUUAUGGUGUAAACUGAGGACAUUAGUUGGUUGCAUACUUCAUUUGAACCGAUCAAGGUGGUUGUUAUGUGAGAUUUGAAGCUCAAAAAAUGUGUGACUCCAAGAUGAUGUCUGGUUUCUAAAUGAAGACCACUCGUGCAUGGCAGUUCCGCUUAAGAGAUUUGGUUACCAUGUCUGGGUCGCGUCAGCGGCCACAUAUGAAGAGGCCAGUAUGGAUCAUAAUACUUGUUUCUAUGGUGUGUCUUUUUCUCAUUGCUGCCUACAUCUAUCCGCUCCGAAGUGCUUCACCCUGCAGUUUCUUUUCCUCUAGAGGCUGUCUAAACUCAGAAGAAGAAUCAGCUUCUACCAGGGAGCUGACUGAUGAUGAAAUUUAUAGCCGUGUUGUAGUUAGAGAAAUUUUGAAGGCACCUCAUGUUGAAUCCAGAAAUCCAAAAAUUGCUUUUAUGUUUCUGACUCCAGGAACCCUACCUUUUGAAAGACUCUGGGAUAAGUUCUUCCAGGGUCAUGAAGGCAGAUUCUCUGUUUUUGUACAUGCAUCAAGGGAAAAACCGGUGCAUGUAAGCCAUUACUUUCUUGGUCGAGACAUACGCAGUGACAGGGUGGUUUGGGGUAAGAUCUCUAUGGUUGAUGCAGAAAGGAGACUUCUUGCUCAUGCGCUUAGAGAUCCUGACAACCAGCAUUUUGUCUUACUCUCAGAUAGCUGUAUACCCCUUCAUAAUUUUGAUUACAUUUACAACUAUCUCAUGUUCACGAAUGUCAGCUUUCUUGACUGUUUUGUUGAUCUUGGGCCACAUGGUAGUGGAAGAUAUUCUGAUCACAUGUUGCCUGAGGUUGAAAAGGAGGACUUUCGGAAGGGCUCACAGUGGUUCACCAUGAAACGCCAGCAUGCCUUAAUUGUCAUGGCUGACAGCUUAUACUACAGAAAAUUCAAACUAUAUUGCAGGCCAGGAAUGGAGUACGGGAAGAACUGCUAUGCUGAUGAGCACUAUUUGCCAACUUUCUUUCAUAUGACUGAUCCUGGGGGAAUAGCGAAUUGGUCGGUGACAUUUGUUGAUUGGUCUGAAAGAAAGUGGCAUCCCAGGUCCUUCAGAGCUCAAGAUGUCACUUUUGAACUUCUAAGAAAUAUGACGUUUAUUGAUGAGAGUGUGCAUCUGACAAGUGAUGAGAAGAAUCCAGUGAAAGUUACACCAUGCAAGUGGAACGGACAGAAGCGGGCUUGUUAUCUAUUUGCUCGUAAAUUUUAUCCCGAGACAUUAGCAAAGUUGAUUAGUCUAUUCUCCAAUUAUACAGUGGUUUAGUGAGCCAACUUCUUCAUUCUUUGGUCAAUUGAAAUGGUCGACCUAGUAUUUUUUUUGGUAUAUAAUCGUUAGGAUGUAGCGAGGUUUGAAAGUGGAAUAUCCUCAGGUGCAAUAUGUUGCAGACAGCAGGUCCAAUGUUCUGAAAUGUUCGGUGAUCGGCUGAGCCAUCAGCAAUCCACCAUUGCUUGACUUGAGGACAAAGGAGCCAAGGGCUUGUUUUCUUCCAAAUAGCUCCUGCCUUGUAGGCCAACUAAUUUGCAGUCCCUCCUGCCUCCCCUUAGGUUCCUCUUUUUUAUGUUUGGUUGUUCUUAACCACUAAAAUUUGGGUUGCACAAAUGAGAUAGGCUUGUUUCUAAGCUGAGUAAUUUCUCCUAGUAUAAAUAGUCCCUCAUUUUGGGGGUGUAUUUUUUGGACCUUGUACUUUAGUGCAAUGAGCUUUGCUUUGAUAAUGAUAUUUAAGCUAUAGAAUUUGUUA
Molecule: messenger RNA, 1949 nt
Organism: Beta vulgaris subsp. vulgaris (sugar beet)
Lineage: Eukaryota; Viridiplantae; Streptophyta; Magnoliopsida; Caryophyllales; Amaranthaceae
Product: glycosyltransferase BC10
Exons: 11
Coding region: 299-1474 (391 amino acids)
Cellular component (GO): membrane
Molecular function (GO): glycosyltransferase activity
Source: RefSeq, a predicted model, not a curated record